This is a messenger RNA of Calliphora vicina (urban bluebottle blowfly), 5819 nucleotides long. RefSeq lists its product as uncharacterized. The coding region runs from base 63 to 5819 and encodes 1918 amino acids. The transcript is spliced from 22 exons. Gene Ontology annotation, molecular function: metalloaminopeptidase activity; zinc ion binding; peptide binding. The record is from RefSeq and is a predicted model, not a curated record. Gene Ontology annotation, cellular component: cytoplasm. NCBI's taxonomy places the organism in Eukaryota, Metazoa, Arthropoda, Insecta, Diptera, Calliphoridae. Gene Ontology annotation, biological process: peptide catabolic process; proteolysis.
UUGUAGUUAGUACAUCGUGGAUGACGGACUUUUCAUUCUAAAUAACUGCAACGUAAGCCGUAAUGUUUAUCACGGCAAAAUUUGUUACCAUAUUUUUGGGGUUGGCCCUAACUGCCUUCACUGUAUCGACCAUAGUGUUGGCUGUACAGAAAUCAAAUCUACAAAAUGAACUACAAGAGACAAAAGAUAAGUUGGAAUUGUUAGAGGAGGCUCUGAAGACUACAACAACCACUUCUCCAACUACUCCUCCAACCACGGAAUCUCCUACAACAGAAAUUGUAACAACAGUAACAACACCCACACCUGACCCUGAAGAGAAAAUCAAUUACCGUUUGCCGGAAACAAUGUAUCCCACAGCUUAUGAUCUGUAUUUACAUCCAAAUGUAGAAACUGGUAAUUUCUCUGGCCAAGAAGAGAUUGAAAUUAGUUGUACCGAAAACACCAAUCGAAUUGUGUUACACUCCUUGUACAUGACCAUUAAGAGUGUGUAUCUUCAGGGCGCUGGCACCAGUGUAAAAACCCAUUAUUUGGAUUCUGUGCGUGAAUUUUUGGUCAUCGAACUUAACGAUGAAAUUGUGGCACCUCGUAAUUUUAUCUUGGGCAUAAUAUUUGAAGGCAGUAUGAAAAAUAAAAUUAUUGGCUUGUAUUCCUCCUCGUAUCUGAAACCUGAUAACAGUGUAAAAUGGAUUGCUUCUUCGAAAUUUGAACCCACUUUUGCCCGUCAGGCAUUCCCCUGUUUCGAUGAACCUGCUCUAAAAGCAACAUUUAACGUUACAUUGGUCUAUCCCAACACUGGCGAUUAUCAUGCUCUAUCCAAUAUGAACAUCGAGGCCAUCAAAAAUCAAGGAGCUUAUAACGAAGCCUACUUCAGCCAGAGUGUACCAAUGAGCACAUAUUUGAGCUGCUUUAUUGUUUCCGAUUUUCUACACAAGACUGUUCAAGUGGACACCAAAGGCAUUGGCGAAGAGUUUGAACUACGUGUAUUUGCCACACCCGAACAAUUGCAUAAGGUUGAUUUUGCCUUGGAUGUGGGCAAAACCGUUAUUGAAUAUUAUAUUCAAUAUUUUAAAAUUCCCUAUCCUUUGCCUAAAUUGGAUAUGGCUGCCAUACCGGAUUUCGUUUCCGGUGCUAUGGAGCACUGGGGUUUGGUAACUUAUCGCGAAACUGCUUUACUAUUCGAUAAAGAUGUCAGUUCUACUGCCAACACCCAAAGAAUUGCCGGGGUAAUUGCGCAUGAAUUUGCCCAUAUGUGGUUUGGUAACUUGGUCACCAUGAUGUGGUGGAACGAUUUGUGGUUAAGUGAAGGUUUUGCCAGCUACAUCGAAAACAAAGGUAUCGAGGCCGCCUUUCCGGAAUGGAAAAUGCAGGAUCAGUUUAUUAUAUCCACGGUGCAUGGUGUCUUGAGUCUAGAUGCCACGCUAGGUGCCCACCCCAUUGUGCAAACGGUUGCAAAUCCCGAUCAAAUUACGGAAAUCUUUGAUACAAUCACCUACUCAAAGGGCUCCUCGAUCAUACGCAUGUUGGAAGACUUUUUGGGACCUGAUAAAUUCCAAGAGGCCGUUACAAACUAUUUGGAAGAAUUCAAAUACAAAAAUGCUGUCACCGACGAUUUCCUAACAGUAAUCGAUAAGUUGAACAUGGGCUUUGAUGUCAAGGCCAUUAUGCGUACCUGGACCGAACAAAUGGGUUUGCCAGUGGUGGAAGUUGCAAAGAUAUCCGACACUCAAUACAAACUGACACAAAAGCGUUUCUUCUCCAAUCCCGUUGACUACGAAGGCAUAUAUAAUGACUCGCCAUUCAAUUACACCUGGUCCAUACCAAUCACUUAUAAAACUAGUGCCACCGCAGAAGUACAGCGUGCAUGGUUUUAUUUUGACAAUACUGAAAUCACUAUUACUCUGCCCAGUGCAGUGGAAUGGAUUAAAUUCAAUUAUAAUCAAGUUGGUUACUAUCGUGUGAAUUAUCCGACUGAGAUGUGGGAAAAUUUAGCUGACAAACUGGUAGAAGAUCCCAACAUAUUUUCUGUGGGAGAUCGUGCUUGUUUGUUAAACGAUGCUUUUGCGCUGGCCGAUUCCACACAACUGCCAUAUAAUAUGCCUCUAGAUAUGACAAGAUACUUAAGCAAAGAAGAUCAAUAUGUUCCCUGGAGUGUAGCUGCCUCGAAAUUGACCUCCCUUAAACGUACACUUAUGUUUACCGAUGCCUUUGUGGACUAUAACGCCUACGCCAGAAAUUUGGUGGAACAAAUUUACGAGAGUGUUGGUUGGACAGUGGGAGAUGAUCAUUUGAAAAACCGUCUACGUGUAACCAUUUUGAGCACCGCUUGCUCAUUAGGCAUACCAGCUUGUUUGACCGAAGCCUCUAAUCAGUUUACAAAGUGGUUGGCAAAUCCUUCCGAACGUCCCCAUCCCGAUAUUCGUGAAACUGUUUACUACUACGGCAUGUUUGCAUUGGGAAAUGAGGAAGUAUGGAAUCAAGUGUGGGAUCUUUUUGUAGCUGAAAAGGAUGCCAGUGAGAAGGUCAAGUUAAUGUACGGCUUAUCAGCAGUACAAGAACCCUGGAUACUGAGCAGAUACAUCGAUUUGGCCUGGUUUGAGAAUAAUGUACGCGGUCAGGACUACUUCUCCUGCAUACAAAAUAUUGCUGGCAAUCCAAUUGGUGAGCCUAUUGUAUGGGAUUAUGUGCGUGAACAUUGGCCCCAGUUAGUUGAACGCUUUGGCAUUAAUGAACGUAGUUUGGGCAACAUGAUUCCAUCUAUAACAUCUCGCUUCUCAACACAAACCAAAUUGGAAGAAAUACAAAAUUUCUUUGCCAAAUACCCCAAUGGUGGUGCUGGUACAGCAGCUCGUGUCAGGGCUUUGGAAAAUGUCAAGAAUAACAUUGCCUGGUUGGAAAAUAAUCUUUCGGUGGUGCGUGAUUGGUUGCAGUAUGGAAAUAGUCCUGCAUUUAUGUAUAAUGGUAAAAAGGAUUGUAGCAUGUUGCCACGAUCAAAAUUAUUACACAUAAUUUUGUGUUGGGGCCUGGUAGCCUUUGGCGUAUCGACUGUUGUUUUGGGCAUUCAACAAUCUCAAUUAACUGCCUCCAUUAAAGAUGCCGAAGAGAAAAUGGAUUAUAUGGAAGCUCAAUUGCUGGGUGAAGUUAAGCCCCGUCACAGACGAGAAAUAGCCCUUGAUAAUGUCAUUGAUUUUGCAGUUGAUGAUGAUGAUAAGAUAAAUUAUCGUUUGCCAAGUGCUUUGAAACCCCUCUACUAUAAUUUGUACUUGCACCCUGAUAUAAACACUGGCAACUUUACGGGUCAGGAAGUUAUAAAUAUUGAAGUUUUGGAGGAAACUGAUGAAAUCAUUUUGCAUGCGAAUAAAUUGAAAAUUAGCAAUGUUUAUGUGACCGGCUACGAAGUAGAAGAGCACCACUUGGAUGAAGUGCGUGAAUUUCUGGUGAUAAAAUUGAAAACGUCUUUGAAGGCCAACACCAAAGUAAAUAUGGGUAUAAUUUUUGAGGGUCAAAUGUUGAAUAAGAUUGUUGGAUUGUAUAGCAGCACAUAUACGACACCAGAAAACGAAAAGAGAAAAAUUGCUACUUCCAAAUUUGAACCAACAUAUGCACGCCAAGCGUUUCCCUGUUUCGACGAGCCACACUUGAAGGCUGCAUUUAAUGUAACUUUAGUGAGACCAACAGGUGAUGGUUACCACGCCUUAUCAAAUAUGAAUGAGGAGAGUUCACUAUUUUUGGGUCAAUACACCGAAGUAUACUUUGCAUCGAGUGUGCCCAUGAGCACUUACUUGACAUGUUUUAUUGUUUCUGAUUUUGAUUCAAAAAAAGAGAAAAUCAAUGCAGCUCAUGGCGAGGAUUUUGAAUUGCGUAUCUUUGCUACCAAACACCAACUCGAUAAGACGAAUUUCGCCCUCAAGACUGCUGUAGCUGUCACAGAAUUCUAUAUAGAAAACUUUAAAGUGGACUAUCCUUUACCGAAAUUAGACAUGGCAGCCAUACCCGACUUUGCUUCGAAUGCCAUGGAACAUUGGGGCUUAUUGACUUACCGUGAAACUGCUCUAUUGUACGAUCGUAGUUUUAGUUCGACUUGGAAUAAACAACGUACUGCCGCCGUAAUUGCCCAUGAGUUGGCUCAUAUGUGGUUCGGUAAUUUGGUAACCAUGAACUGGUGGAAUGACUUGUGGCUAAGCGAAGGCUUUGCCCGCUUUAUGGAAUAUAAGGCUAUAAAUACGGUCUACGAAGAUUGGGGUUUGCCCGACCAAUUUUUAGUGAAUGCUCUACAUGGUGUCAUGAAAUACGACUCAUCGGUGGCCUCUCAUCCCAUUGUGCAGACAGUCGAAAAUCCCGAUCAAAUUACCGAAAUUUUCGAUACAAUAAGUUAUGAAAAAGGUGCCUCCGUUAUCCGUAUGUUGGAAGAUGUUGUCGGUACUGAGAAAUUCGAACAAGCCGUUACAAAUUAUUUGACCAACUUUAAAUUCAAAAACGCCAUUACUGAUGAUUUUAUCAAUGAGGUGGCAAAUACUGGUUUAGACUUUGAUGUUAAAUUUAUGAUGCGUACUUGGACUGAGCAAAUGGGUCUGCCCGUCAUCAAUGUGAAACGUACAUCGCCAACCACAAUUGAAUUGACACAACAGCGCUUCUUUUCAAACAUUGAAGAUUAUGACAUCAUUUAUGUAGACUCCGAAUUCAACUACACUUGGACCAUACCAUUGACCUACAUCUACGACCAUGAUGAAAGUGUGCGUCGCAAAUGGUUCAAUUUUGAUGAUAAAUCAGUUUCAGUUGCUGUGCCUAUCGAAACUAAAUGGCUAAAGUUAAACAGUCAUCAAGUGGGCUACUAUCGCGUCAAUUAUGAGAACUCAAUGUGGCAAGAAAUUAUUAAAGAUUUAGUAGCAACACCUGAGAAAUUCGCAAGUGCUGAUCGUGCUCAUUUGCUUAAUGAUGUCUUUUCGUUGGCCGAUGCCAAUCAAGUUUCUUACGAAAUCGCUCUCAAUAUGACUACAUACUUGAGCAAAGAAAAAGAUUUUGUUCCCUGGUAUGUGGCAGCCACCAAAUUGCAAGCCUUGCAGGGCAAUCUUAUAUUCACCGAUUCGUAUUUGGACUACUUGAAAUACGCUCGUGGUCUCAUUAACAAAGUGUACCAGGAGGUUACAUGGACUGUCGAUGAGGACAACCAUUUAAGAAAUCGCUUGAGAGUUAGCAUUUUAACUGCUGCCUGUUCUUUGGGAAUGUCUGAUUGUCUGAAAGAAGCCUCUACGCGUUUUACCAACUUCUUGGCUAAUCCUGAAAACAAACCCGAUCCAGAUUUACGGGAAAUUGUUUACUACUAUGGUAUGCAACAUGUUGGCAAACAGAAGGAAUGGGAACAAUUGUGGGACUUGUUCAUAACUGAACAAGAUGCCAGUGAGAAACUAAAACUGAUGUACGGUUUGUCUGGUGUUAAAGUACCCUGGCUGCUCAGAAGAUUUAUUGACUUGGCUGAAAAUGAGAACUACGUGCGUCGCCAAGACUACUUUACAUGCAUACAAAAUAUUGCUGGCAAUCCUGUGGGAGAACCCGUUGUAUGGGAAUUUGUUCGUGAGCAUUGGGAGGAUUUAGUUGCUCGUUUCACGCUGAAUGAACGUUAUAUGGGUCGUAUGAUACCAGCUAUUACGGCACGUUUCUCCACCGAAACUAAAUUGGAGGAGAUGGAAGCAUUCUUUGCCAAAUAUCCUGAGGCUGGCGCUGGUACAGCUUCUCGCCAACAAGCUUUAGAAACUGUUAAAUACAAUAUCAAUUGGAUGAAAACAAACUUGGAUCAAGUUACCCAAUGGUUGGCCAAGCAAUAA